AAGUUUCAGAUCUUUUGCUGGAGUCCCGUGAACGGAGUUGUGUCGCACACCGCCAUCACCACCGUUGCAUGCCAAUUUUCAUUCAGAACCUUCUUUCUUGCUUUCGAAUGACUUAAUCUAUUUAUUUUCGCUCGGAUAGUAGGAUUAUUUCUAGCUGUUUUUCUACCACACUAAAGGUAUGAAAUUUUCCUGGAAUUUGUCCAUCUAAAAAUGUGUUUCUGCAGGAGAUAUGGAGUUGAAGAUUCUUCAGCCACUACCAAACUUUCUUCGAAUCAACAAUCUUACACCAACCGAACAGUUUGCCUUCUGGUCUUCCCUUAGUACUAGGGAGUUGAUCGAAAAUAAUAACAACAGCAGCAAUAAAAACAUAAACAACAAUAAUAAUAUUAAUAAUGCAUCAGACAUAGCUGCUAGGAGCAAGAGAUUGGGAAAACCGGGCCGGAAACCUGUCCGUGAUCUAAAUAAGCCUUUUCAGUGCGAAACGUGCGAGUACUCAUCGAAGUCCAAGUCAAACUUCACUAUCCAUAUGAGAAUUCAUACCGGCGAAAAACCGUUUACAUGCCCUGAGUGUGACUAUGCCACCUCACAAAAAGGCAACCUACGGAUUCAUCAGGAGCGACGCCACGGUCUGGGGAGAGCACCCCGACGUAGCGCACCCCAGGAUUUUGCAGUGACGCUAAGCACCCCUCAGUUCAACCGGAUGGCGCCAACAUCAAGAUCUGAUGAACUACCAAACUCAACAUUGAAUGACUCACAAUCAGUGCAAGCAUCAAUGGCCAACACUUUGGCUUACCUGGGCAGUACUCUCGGAGCUUUCAAUACCUCUUUAACAGGUCCGGAAACGCCGAGUCGUCAAAGCGAGGCUGCUGAUGAUCUUCGUGCAGUACCGGGUCCGCGUCAAUCUAAUAGUCCUGACACAAUGUCUGAAACUGCAUCCCCACCUUCUCUCUAGCAAGUAAUAUGUGUAGCGUCAUUAGUGUAUAACAUGACCACUCAUUAUUGAAUAGAUGACGGUAUCGGAGCUAUAAAUAAGAAAAAAAAUUACAUUUAGGAGAACAAGAACAUAAUGUUUAAUUAAUGUGCAUGCAUAUUGAUACCAUAAGGAUUUUCACAAAAUCGGUGACAAUAACUUCUUCGAAACAUUGAUGUUUUUUCUCAAUAUGUUGUUGCAAAAUAUUCGAGCUUAUGUGAGUCUAGCCUUCAAUGAAAGCAGAAAUCGCACACAUACAAAUGUUACAUAGGUGCACUACAAAGAUAUGAAGUUAAAUGUAUCAAGUGUGUGGUGUUACUUAAGUGUGUACUGAUCGCGCAUGUAUUAAGUGCAUAUGUAAAUGAUAUAGUGAUAGAUCUUUAAGAAAUGCCUAAAGAAUGUCUACAAUGACAUCAUUGUGUAUCUGUCGACCAAAAUUUUUUCGACAAUACGCCUAUACAUAGGUGCAAGUAUAUUAUCAUGAAAACAAUAGAGACUGCUCUUAUAUGUAUAUGAGAGAGGAACUACGUCGAGUGUUUUAUUAUAUUGAUGUUGUCAAUGACCAGCUUUGGUUUCGACAACCAUAUAUUGGGUUGUCGAAGGGUGCCAAAAUUUCCCAUCCAAGUUCUCUCAAUGUUUGCCAAGUAGCUAAAGAUGUAUGUGGUCCGGCAUUGUCAUGGUGGAAGACGACGUCCCUUCUGUUCACUAGUUACGGUUGAUUUUUUUCAAUGGCUUGUUGUAAUCUUGUAAGUUGUUGGUAAUAGAAAUCCGAAUCAAUCGUUCUGUUGCAACUUGAAAUGCAUGCACCUUUUCCCAUCCCACUAAACGCAUAGCGUAAUUCUGCCACAGAUUUUGGUGUACAUUAUUGUUAUGUGAUCCAUUUUUUAUUAGUUGUGAGUACUCGUUUUAAAAAUAGUUAGAUUUCGUUACGUUUCCGUAGACUUUUGCCAAUGAAAAUAUAAUCGAAUGAUUUCUUUUGCGUCAAUUCGUGUGGCGCUCAAGCAUCGAGCUUCUUUUUGUAACCAGUUUUCUUCAAAUGGUUUAAAGCUCCUUAGUGGCGGAUGUUUCUCGGCGUCGUUAUGGCUACACAUGUGACAGUCUUGCUCUACUUUUGCAAUGAUUUUAUCAACCUUUUUCGUGAUUGGUCUACCAUUUUUCACAUUGAAACUUCGAACACGGCUGAAUUAUCUUUAGGCCUUUUCUUUUGGUAACGCAUAUUGAUCACAAAGAGCAUUUUUUUACGAGUCUGAAAAGCACUGUGCCUUUGUCGUAAUGGGACUGUAGAAAACAGCGAAUUUUUAUUAAUGUUCAAGGCGCUCUACCCUAAGUGUAAAUCAAGGUAUUCCAACGAUAUUAAAACAUCAACUACUGCCAUAUCUCAGCUUUAAAAUGGCCGACCAGUACCCGACGCGGCUCAUAUAAUCUGAGAUAUAUAAUUUGAAAGUCAUCUAACUAGAAAAACUUUUUCGACAACCCAAUAUAUAUUUUACUUUUUCGACGGAAAAUUCCAAGGUUGCGUGGCAAAAUGUUUGAAUUGGACUAGAUUGCCCGCAUUUCGACGCCAUAUUGUAACGAAAACUCGUACCAAUUUGCCCACAAAAAUGGGAUCCAAGUAACUUCGAGCAAUCUUGGAGCGUUUCUUCGCUUCUUGAAGUUCGCAUGUCCAAGUCCCCUAUAUAUACCAGAACGUGUAGUUUAGAGGCCAUAACUCUGCGUUAUCUCAAUCGAUUUUAACAAAUUCAACUUCACUGGAAAGACUAAGUAAUUAAGACGGAUCCUAUAUCUAUUUCUGCGUCUCUAUAGAAACCAACUUGAAAAGCUAAACUUCGAAAUAUCUAAAAAAGUUCUAAUUAUUUACCAAAUCGGCAAGUAGGAAAAAAAUGAAAUAUUACAGCAAUCACUAAAUAAAAACCAUAGUUUCAGGAACUGAUUUUUUUCAUCCGUAUACCAUAUCGUGUGCGCGUGCGCAUCGAAAUGAUAAACCAUGAUUUGGAAAGUGCGAGACAGCUUUCUUGAAUACUAAGGUGCAUAUGCUUCUCUGAAAAACCCUUAAUUAGCACACUCUAGCGAUACUUUGGUAGUACAGGUUUUAUCGUCACAUAGCAUCAUG
Molecule: messenger RNA, 3080 nt
Organism: Varroa destructor (honeybee mite)
Lineage: Eukaryota; Metazoa; Arthropoda; Arachnida; Mesostigmata; Varroidae
Biological process (GO): positive regulation of transcription by RNA polymerase II
Cellular component (GO): nucleus
Source: RefSeq, a predicted model, not a curated record